Messenger RNA from Papaver somniferum (opium poppy), 2053 nucleotides. Its product is annotated as actin-related protein 3-like. Gene Ontology annotation, cellular component: Arp2/3 protein complex; actin cortical patch. Gene Ontology annotation, biological process: Arp2/3 complex-mediated actin nucleation. The transcript has 9 exons. The record is from RefSeq and is a predicted model, not a curated record. Gene Ontology annotation, molecular function: actin filament binding. Bases 325 to 1614 code for a protein of 429 amino acids. Lineage: Eukaryota; Viridiplantae; Streptophyta; Magnoliopsida; Ranunculales; Papaveraceae.
AAAACAUAACCAAUUUCAAUCAAACCCCAUAAUAAUAUCUCCUGAAUUUCUAGAGACAGAGUGAGAAAAACAAGAGAAGUCGUCAGAUUUCAAUGGUGAUGAAUUCUAAAAGAAUCCAUUAUCAACUAUAUUCAUGAAGAAGUUGAUGAGUAGUGUUGUAAUUAGUUGAAAUGGAUGAAUUCAUAUCUGAAACUAAGAAUGAGUUGUUGAGUUAUAGUUUUCGCUUUGAAUUUAAGUUAAAUUCGUUAUCGAUACCAAGAAUAUGAUCCUAACCCUAGAACCCAUAUCGGAUCUCACCUGUGGAUCCACUCAAUUUUACUUUCAAUGGAUGCCGCUGCAUCUCGUCCUGCUGUAGUUAUUGAUAAUGGAACUGGCUAUUCUAAAAUGGGUUUUGCUGGUAAUGUAGAACCGUGUUUUAUAAUACCAACUGUUGUCGCUGUAAAUGAGUCGUUUCUUAAUCAACCAAGAGGUUCAGUUAAGGGAAGUAAUUGGUUAGCACAACAUAGUGCUGGUGUGAUGGCAGAUCUUGAUUUUUAUAUAGGGGAGGAAGCUGUAUCAAGGUCGAGAUCGAGUAGUAGUUAUAACUUAAGUCAUCCAAUUCAACAUGGUCAGGUUGAGAAUUGGGAUGCAAUGGAAAGAUUUUGGCAACAAUGUAUAUUCAAUUACUUAAGAUGUGACCCGGAAGAUCAUUACUUUCUACUUACAGAAAGUCCACUUACUCCACCUGAAAACCGUGAAUAUACUGGAGAAAUCAUGUUUGAAACGUUUAAUGUUCCGGGUCUUUAUAUCGCUGUUCAACCAGUUCUUGCUCUCGCCGCGGGUUACACCACUUCCAAGUGUGAAAUGACAGGAGUUGUAGUGGAUGUUGGAGAUGGUGCUACACAUAUUGUGCCUGUUGCAGAGGGUUAUGUUAUCGGGAGCAGCAUUAAAUCUAUACCUAUCGCUGGAAGGGAUGUUACCCAAUUUAUCCAGCAGCUCAUGCGGGAAAGAGGGGAGCUUAUACCACCCGAAGACGCAUUUGAAGUAGCUCGGAAGGUUAAAGAGAACUAUUGCUACACUUGUUCAGAUAUAGUCAAGGAAUAUAACAAGCACGACAAAGAACCAUCGAAGUACAUCAAGCAAUGGAGAGGGAUUAAACCUAGGACAGGAGCACCAUUCUCUUUUGAUGUUGGCUAUGAACGCUUUCUCGGCCCUGAGAUUUUCUUCAAUCCUGAAAUAUAUAGUAGCGACUUUAAAACUCCAGUACCAUCCGUGAUAGACAAGUGCAUUCAGUCUGCGCCAAUUGACACACGAAGAGCACUGUACAAGAAUAUUGUUCUAUCUGGAGGAUCUACCAUGUUCAAGGAUUUUCAUAGAAGAAUACAAAGAGAUGUAAAGAAGAUUGUAGAUGCUCGGCUCCAUGUGUCUGAUACAAGGCUUGGUGGAGAAAUUAAAUCACAACCAGUGGAAGUCAAUGUAGUCAGCCAUCCCAUUCAGAGGUUUGCAGUUUGGUUUGGAGGCUCUGUUCUGGCAUCAACACCUGAGUUCUAUGCAGCUUGCCACACAAAAGCAGAGUACGAGGAGUAUGGAGCAAGUAUCUGUCGGACGAAUCCUGUUUUCAAGGGAAUGUAUUAGGUAUAAAAGGUGUCUAGUUUCUCUGAGGCCACUAAUCUACUUCGGGUAUCAAUUGAUGCAUAUCUAACAUGUACUCUCAAUCAUCUAACAUAGAACCAUGGUUAGUUAAAAUUUUAGUUGUUCCAGUUAUACAAGUGCAUUCAGGAACACCUAACUAUUAAGUGCUCCUGUUGUAAUUAGAUUGUUAAAAGAUAAACAUCUGGGUACCCUUAGUUUUCGACCUUCCACAUCCACAAUCUUAGUGAAUUUGAUUGAUGUUUAGUUUUCUUUUAAAUUUACAAUUUGAUUUUUAAAAUGUAAUUGUAUAUUUAAUUUUGUCGAUCUUUUAUGCAUUGUUGUCUGGAUAUCUUUCUUUCUUGGGUCUGUUGGGAACUUGUUAAGUUUGGGCAAGUUUGAAAACGAGGUCGUUCUUUUUAUGGAUGAAACAAAUUGCUGGGAA